GUUUUUUUCGCGGUCGUUUAACAAAUAAAUGUAUUAGCACAGUUAGUAGCUGCUAUUUGUUGUCGCGUUAAUAAAUUGGGCAAAGUGCAUAAAAGUAGUUGGCAUUAACGGUAAUUAAAUGCCGCUGCAAUAUUAAUAAAAGUGAAGAAAACCAGUUAAGACGGUCGGGUGAAAUUGUGCAAGUGUGUGAGUGUGAGUGAGUUUGUGCAGUGGAAAAAGCAGUAAGAGCAACAGCAAGAAGAACAACAAAAAUAAGAGCUGAUCUCGUAUGUCCGCUUUUCCUUGCUUAUUGCGGUGCCCAAAGUGCAGCCUGGGGAGCAACAACAACAACAACAGCAGCAGCAGCAAGAGGAGCAGCUAAAACAGCAACAACAAAUACAACGACAGAUCGGAAUCGAAGUAAGCGCACUAUAUCCGCACUAUAUACUACAACUUCAAAGUUUGUUACAAUGCCGCUGUUUGCGCGUAAGCCCAAGAGCUCGGAUCACAGCAAUAUAAGCCACAAUUCCAACUCCAGCGCCAGUCCCGUGCUGAACAACAACAACUCCAGCCAUAACCACAAUGAGAAGCCGCCGCUAAUCUUUCACUGCCAGCUGGCGCAUGGCAGUCCCACAGGCCUGAUCACAGGCUUUGCCAGCGUGCGUGAGCUUUACAAGAAGAUUGCCGAAUGCUUUGACAUGUCCGAGGAGGAUAUUCUGUUCUGCACGCUGAACUCACACAAAGUGGACAUGACGCGUCUGCUGGGCGGCCAGAUUGGGUUGGAUGACUUUAUCUUUGCGCAUCGCAAGGGACGCGCCAAGGAGAUUGAGAUUAUCAAAUCACAGGAUGCACUGGGCUUGACCAUAACAGACAAUGGCGCUGGCUAUGCUUUUAUUAAACGCAUCAAGGAGGAUUCCAUUAUUGAUCGUAUUGAGCAUAUCGGCGUCGGCGAUCACAUAGAGAAGCUGAACGGCAUUAAUAUGGUGGGCAAGCGGCAUUAUGAGGUGGCGCGCAUGCUCAAGGAUAUUGCCACUGGGGAUACGUUUACGCUGCGUCUGGUCGAACCAGUGCGCGGUGGUUUCCAGGGCAUUGGGCCGCGCAGUCAAUCGCGUGCCUCCAGCUCGGCCACAGCUGGACGCAACUUUGGCAGCGGCAAGGAGACGCUGCGCUUCAAGGCCAAUGGCAAUGCGCAGAUUGAGCCCAAGUUCGAUGAGGCCACCGUCGCUGGUGUGGAGGCUAUAAAUAACUUGCUCGAGUCCUUUAUGGGCAUCAAUGAUACGGAGCUCGCGUCACAGAUUUGGGAGCUGGGCGACAGUAAGUCGAAUUCCAUGGAUUUCGCUGAGGCCAUUGAUAACUCGGAUCUGGAGUCGUUUGGCUUCACCGAUGACUUCAUCAUUGAGCUUUGGGGUGCUAUAACGGAUGCGCGUCGCAAGUUGAAAUAGCUGCAGCUUCGCUUCAAUACCCUACACAUUUGGGCAUUUCGACACGCUUAACAUUACAAUUGCAUAAUAAAUUUAACGAAAAACAUAAUUUUUUAUUUUU
Drosophila busckii is the source of this 1521-nucleotide messenger RNA. RefSeq names its product PDZ domain-containing protein GIPC3 (gene kermit). Bases 450 to 1421 code for a protein of 323 amino acids. The transcript has 2 exons. The record is from RefSeq and is a predicted model, not a curated record. Gene Ontology annotation, molecular function: protein binding. Lineage: Eukaryota; Metazoa; Arthropoda; Insecta; Diptera; Drosophilidae.